Messenger RNA from Orbicella faveolata, 1612 nucleotides. RefSeq lists its product as uncharacterized. NCBI's taxonomy places the organism in Eukaryota, Metazoa, Cnidaria, Anthozoa, Scleractinia, Merulinidae. The record is from RefSeq and is a predicted model, not a curated record.
CCGGAGAAAUGCUGCGGUUUCAAAUUUCUUCGACGUAGUAUGGACGGGGCAUGAGUUUUACCAUGCAUCAUACCUGUGUGCAUCUAAACGCAACAACACUUCCAAUAAUAAACCCAAACAAGUUGUUCGUUUCGAUAACAAACACCAUGCACUCUCUUCCGAUAUUGAGUCCUCCCGAAAGUAAGUAGGUUUUCCUUCGGUGGACUGAGUAGGGUUUAUUGUUGAACAGUUUUACCGGAACGUAAAUGUGCGCGUGUGUUUAUACUUGAAUUCUUAUCUUUCCUGUUCUUUUGCUGUCUUCUUUGUUCACCUCUCAGUAGGCGGGUAUCAAAGUUGAUUAAUAGGGCGUAUCGUGACUAUAAGUUUUAUUAUGGGUAGCUGAAGGAGGUAUAGCGCUUAAUUAAUCAGAAAACAACUUCGACAGCAAGCAUUAUUACGAUGAGUACUCAACUUGGUAAUGAUAACUCAAAAGUCACUACUGACGGCGAGGUCGAUUCCCCAGUGAUCAUUUUAAACGAGUUUAGAGAGAGAAGUAAGGAUGAGCAAGGUUUAACUCAGAAUGCAAACGCAAUCGCACUGAACACCGAUCAUGCAAGAAAGAUUUGUUUCAUUGCAAAGCUGCAACCUUUGUUCCUUCCUAUGAAGCUGUUUGGAUUGUUCAUCGACGAUAUAAUGGAUUAUGAGGGAGUGCCAAAUCGAAGCCGAGCUUCUGUAUUUGCAAAUCGUUUGUAUCAGUGCUUCGUUUUACUGGUGUUUUGGCUCAACUUUGGCAAGACUUUGGCUUCGUUUUGGGUCGAUAAAGACCACCGUCACGAUGACACCCUAGUCCUUGCAAUGAUGUUAUGGUUUCUGCAGACCGCUCUACAAGCUACGAUCUGUUUCUUCACUAUGCAAAUCACAUCCAAAAAGUCCGGUCUGAAAAGUUUGAUGUCAUAUUGGAAUUCUCAGCCGAACUUUGACGAAUUGGUAAUUGAGCCAUACAUGAUAAAGUCCAUCAAGCGAACACUGUUGGUCACAUAUUUCCUCAUGGCAUUAAAUUCAGUGUUCAACGCUUUAAUUGCUUUUCUUCCCUCUGAAUCCCUACAACUCCUUGCAAGAGCGCUAAUGUCCCCCCUCCCUAUCGACAACAUAGCAGUGAAGGUGCUUAGCUUUGUAGUUACUUUGUACUGCACAGCCGCCUGGCUGAUGCCGUUGGCUAUCUUUACAGCCGUUUGCCUGACUUUGACUCAUCAAUGCGGUCGUCUUAGAAAGGCUAUGCGCUUGACUGCGUCCGCCGAUAGACUACGGAGGGUGAUAAUUUUACGACGGCAGCACUCGUCGUUAUGUGGCUCUGUGAGAAAAGCGGAUAACUUAUUCAAGUUCUUAACACUUGUCGUUUACGUCACCAACAUUCCGCUGGUUUGCUUUCUGCUCUAUCAUUUGAUAUUCAUCAAGUAUAAUGACACGACCACGAUUUUGAUUUUAAGCUUUUGGUUUGCUAACGUUAUUGUUAUCAUGGUGGGCGUGUCUUUCCUGGGGGCAAGCAUAAACAACAAGGUAUGUGUAUUGUGAGAGGUACUCUAGCUCUAACUAAAACAAAAAUUAGAAAAGCCAUUAUACGGUCAGAAAAACU